Musa acuminata AAA Group (dessert banana) is the source of this 2699-nucleotide messenger RNA. Its product is annotated as pentatricopeptide repeat-containing protein At5g66520-like. Lineage: Eukaryota; Viridiplantae; Streptophyta; Magnoliopsida; Zingiberales; Musaceae. The record is from RefSeq and is a predicted model, not a curated record. Bases 224 to 1894 code for a protein of 556 amino acids. Gene Ontology annotation, molecular function: protein binding. The transcript is spliced from 3 exons.
UUCUUUUCUUCUGAGACUCAUCGUUUUUGUUCGUCAUAAAGCUCUACUUAAUUAUAUGAGGUGAUACGAAGGAGGUGACUACGAUAACGUAGAAGAAGGUGACUACGAUAACGUAGAAACUAAUGAUCAAGAAUAUUUAGGAUAUUAAAAAAAUAUAUAAUAUAAAAUAAAAAAAAUAAAAAAAGGGGCAUCAUAAAAAAUAAAAGACUUUGAAUAUUGGCCUAUGUAUAGGAAAUAUGUGUAUAAACAAAUCUCUCUCUCCAACGGCUACCAAAGGGAGAUGCUACUUUCGUUGACCAAAUACGUCAAGUCCGACCUCCGAACCCUCUCCUUCCUCCGCCACCCCCGCCUCUCCAUGCGCGAAGCCAAGCGAAUCCACGCCCACCUCCUCGUCACCGGCACCAUCUCCGACCCCUACGUCGCCGGCAAGCUCGUCGCCUUCUGCGCCGUCUCCGACCGCGGCGACCUCGACUACGCGGGCCUCGUCUUCCGCUGCCUCCCCUGCCGCUCCGCGUUCCUCUGGAACACCAUGAUCCGAGCCCACGUCGAGAGGGGGCGUCCCGCCGACGCCCUCCGCCUUUAUUACCAGAUGUUUGCCGCCGGCUUCCUGCCCAACAACUACACCUUCUCGUUCCUGCUCCGCGCCUGCCUCGACCGCGAUUCCUUGUCGGACGGCCGCAAGUUCCACGCCAUGAUCGUAGGGCUGGGUUGGGAGUCGUACGAUUUCGUUCAGAACGGGCUGAUUCAUAUGUACUCUUAUUGCGGCUGCGUCGACUCCGCCCGCAAGCUGUUCGACUGUAGCUCCAACAGAGACGUCAUUUCGUGGACUGCGAUGCUGAGUGGGUACGCUAAGUUGGGAAAAUUGGAUGCUGCUCGCGAGCUGUUCGAUCGGAUGCCUGAAAGAAAUGCAGUUUCUUGGAGUGCUAUGAUCACUAUGUAUGCCCAAUUCGGGAGAUUCAAAGAAGCGCUGGAAGUCUUCAGCGAGAUGCAGCUUGCCAGGGUGCAGCCUAAUCAUGCGGGCAUCGUUGGUGCUCUGUCCGCCUGCGGUUCUCUCGGGGCUUUGGACCAGGGGAAGUGGAUUCAUGUGUUUGCAGAAAGGAAUGGAAUGGAGUUGGACAAAAUCCUAGGAACUGCAUUGAUCGAUAUGUAUGCCAAAUGUGGAUGUGUCAGUAAUGCCUUGGAAGUCUUUCAUUCGAUGCCCGAGAGAGAUGUGUAUGCAUACACAGCAAUGAUCUCAGGUUUAUCGAACAGUAGGCACAUCGAGGAGGCGAUGGAUCUAUUCAGCAGAAUGGAAGAGGAAGGAGUGAGGCCGAACGAGGUCACUUUUAUCUGUGUCCUAAGUGCAUGUGGACGAAUGGGUCUGGUAGACAGAGGGAGGGAGAUCUUUGAGAGUAUGGAGGGGGUCUACAAGAUCAAGCCUGGAGUAGAGCACCAUGGGUGCUUGGUGGAUCUCUUGGGCAGAGCAGGACUCAUCGAGGAAGCAAAGAAGGUGGUGAGAGAGAUGCCUAUGGAACCAGACUCAUAUGUGUUGGGUGCCUUGUUAAAUGCGUGUAGCAUGCAUGGAGAGGCAGAACUAGGGAGGGAAACUGUCGAGAGCUUAAAGAAGCUGGGCCUUGAUCACAGUGGAGUGCAUGUGUUGAUGUCAAACAUGUGUGCCUCAGCUGAUAGGUGGGAGGAUGUUGCUAGGGUGAGGAGGGAAAUGGAGAUGAGGAAGGUGAUGAAAGUGCCAGGUUGUAGCAUGAUUGAGGUCGAUGGUGUAGCUUGUGAAUUUAUUGCCGGAGACAGAUCUCACGCACAGAUGAAGGAAAUUUUGGUGGCGAUAAAGCGGAUCGACAUGCAACUUCGGUCUUUUGGUGAUGAUACUUUUGCGAUAGAAUUUGAACAGAAUCCUUAGAUCAUAGGAGUCAACUUCGGUCUUUUGGUGAUGAUACUUUUGCGAUAGAAUUUGAACAGAAUCCUUAGAUCAUAGGAGUUUACUGCUUGCAACUGUGUGGAGUUACACUGCCUCCUAUCGCCGGUGUUGAUUGAAGUUAAUAUCUGUCGCCUGCCGGUAAUUUCCAGGCAAAACUAAUUGUCAGUUGACUGAGGUGGCAUGUGGGAGUUGAAAGGUGGUGCUAAAGAGGAGAUAGCUGUGCAGCAGAUGCACAACCAGGAUCACAAACAAGAACUUUUAUUGACGGGGAUGACCUGAUGGAUGAUCUAACAAGUCUUGAUACAUAAAAUGGUUUUGUUUCAAGUGGUUGCAAGUUCAUGAGGACCAAUUUGUCGCAGUACCACGUCUGUGGAGGCAUGUGAAUCCCAUGGAUUACCAACCCAAUUUUGGGAAUGGUGUCAUCGAUCAAUCAAAAUCCGAAGAGUCGUUGCAGCAGCGUAAUUGCCUUGUCAGCUAAAAGAAACAUGUGUGGGGAAGAAGAAGAAGAAAAAGCCGCAUAGGAGUUCAUUCCCUGAGGAUUCCAGUCCAGAUGAUGGAAACUUCAUGGGGGGAUUCUGAGAGGAGGAAGAGAUCCAGCAGAGGGGCAAGAAGGUAUUACAUCCAUGAACACUGCUUAAUUGUUCUUCCUCAUUUGCCCCAUGGUUGGAACUCGGAUAUCUCUCGUUGGAGUUGCAUGCUUUGACCAUUGGAAAUAUAUCAAUUUUUGGAUGACAUAUAGUUAGUUCCUUAUGCUGUUUUUUUAAUAAAAUAAUUCUAGUGUUGUUUA